Molecule: messenger RNA, 2079 nt
Organism: Penicillium longicatenatum
Lineage: Eukaryota; Fungi; Ascomycota; Eurotiomycetes; Eurotiales; Aspergillaceae
Exons: 5
Coding region: 1-2079 (692 amino acids)
Biological process (GO): silent mating-type cassette heterochromatin formation
Cellular component (GO): rDNA heterochromatin; SHREC complex
Source: RefSeq, a predicted model, not a curated record
AUGUCAAACGACGACUCAGAUGACCCGAACCUGGUGGUCAUUCCUGUGGAUCCCCUUUUAAGUGAUGGAGACGCAAAUCGUUGGCCUAAACCAGGUGUUCCAGGUGCACGCUUUGAAUACACUAAGAUUGAUGACUCGAGAUGGAGAGCGGCCCUUGCUGAAAUGUGGGUCAAAGAGACCGGUGCUCUAGAAGAAAGUGUUGGGUAUACCCUUGACUCAAUGCCCGAGGGCUAUGCAAUUUUUGAUCGGCCCCGAGGAUCCGACCCUAGAUUUCGGGAUGCCUUCCUGUAUGGACACCCGAGCGGCACCUAUUACCAGUCUCGUCCUGCUUCUGCAAAAGGAGGUCAGCCUCGAAAGCGCCGCACAAAGGCUGAAAUGGAAGCUGCCAGGGCCUUGGCAGCGGGAAGUACGGCAGCAGCAACUACAGAUGGAAGUGUCAGGUCAAGUGUCAAACGAACACAAGUGAAUGUUGACAGACUACCGGACAUGCCCCAAGAUGAUGAAGGUCCCGAUUACUGGAAGAUACAUAUUGCGAAGCUGAAGAGGACCGGCUCUAUUGACGAAGAGAUCCAUCAUCCUCUCAAUAUGGACUGGGCCUUGACCCAUGAAUGGCUGGCCGAUUACUUCGUCCGACUACAGCUUCAGGCAGCGUUUAUUCCACGUCGAGGGGAGGUCGUCCUUUGGACCCAUGAGCUCGAGGGUCCGCUUGUGUGGAACAGCGAUGCCAAAUGCUAUAUGAUGCGCAAAAAUGACGCUUGGAUCGCCCCAGAAUGGCGUGCUGGUAUCGUCACCCAAACCCCAGAAGAAGCAACAAGUUUCCUGGACAUCGUCCAGUUAACAGACAAAUUAAACCCAUCUAUCUCCUACUGGGGAUUCCGAGUCGAAACGGUCCCAGAUCCUCUCAACGAUGAGGACAAGGCUUAUUCGUCGCAGUACAACUAUGUCCCACUGAAAUGUAUCAAACCAUUCGGUUCUUAUGAGAGAUUUCUGCAUGGGAUCCCACGUGAGAAACUCCAUCCUUCCAUCGAAUAUGCCAUGACAACCAUGGCCUCAUGGAGUCUCCUCUUUCAUACCCACUUCAAAGGAACCUGGCCCAACGCCCGGGUCUACAGUCAAGGCAUUUUCAUCGGGCCAGAACUCCUUGCUGUCAAAGACACUGUGCGCCUGAAGCCCUUCGGCCUGAGGCAGGAACAAAUGGAGGAUAGCGGCAAUGUUCUCCACAGUGAGCAUGACCCCGUAGACGUGAUGGUCAUUGAAAAGAUCUGGCUUGGACUUGAAGAAUGCCACGAUGAUCCAAAAGAUCCUCUCCUCGCAACCCGAUGUCUCCCUUACAUCUCAGGGAAAGUGUAUACGCGCGAUGCCAAUCGUCUCAGCCGCGAUAUGCCCUUCGACAAAGACCCUCUUCAGAAAUUGUCCAUCGACGAAACUGCCAAUGCGUUCUGCCAGAUCGGAAUGAGCACCUACGGUGACUGGUAUCGCGUUGCUGGUGGACGCACAUGCGUCGUUUCUCCGCCAAUGAUUCUGGGCCGGUGCUACGAGCCCGAAGCAACAACCCUGCACUUUGGGGGUAAAAGGCUUGAUUACGACCUCCAUGGAAUUAUGAAUGGACGUCGGUACUCAAGCGAAGUGGAUGUUCGGAUGCCAAAGGGUUUCGACUGGUUUUGGGGCGAUAAUCGUGUGGAGACCCUGGGCCUAGCCUCGGUCAAUGGUGUCGACGUCGGCGUUGGGGCGGUGCAACGCGAGAACCCCCAGCGAUGGCAACGUAUCUUGCGAAUGCUCCAUGGACCCUAUUCAGACAUAGAUAUCAAAAAAGCUGCGCUACCUCGGAAAGUUGGGCGGCCUCCAAAGAUCAAGUUUGGGGAAGUGGGGAAGACAAGUAAGCUUGUCAGUACUGGGCUGGGUGUACGCUCUGGCUCUAGUUCCAGUGAUGCGGUGGAGGUUGAUAUGAUGGCUGAGGACGAGGAUGAGACGAGUUCAUCUGAGAAGGAUCUCUCGGAGGGAGAACUGACUGCCCCGGUCCUGUAUCGCGGUGGCACGGAAGAAAGUGAGGGCGGAGACUAUGAUCCUCGCAAUGUUUGA